CACUAAUUGACAGUCAACGCGCCAACCAUACGGGUAGGAUCUGCCAUCUAUGCCUGUUCCCCUCACCUGCGAGCCUCCCAGCACAGGCCUUUUACCGGACAAAAAUAAACGAAUGAAAAAGAUACAGCCGAGUGCAGCUUUUCAAAUCACAUCCUCCGCGGGUUCGAAUGGAACGCCAGCAUUCGCCUGCAGCUGUUCCACGAGCGUUCCAAUGAUUAUUUAAAUACCGUUUUGACGCGCAGCUCCAGUUGUGGUAUUUUGGAGGGGGUGGAGGAGAGAGAGACGGAGAGAAACGCAGAGGAGCUCGUCAGAGAUAAAAACACAUACGAAAUACACCAAGAGGAACGAGGAAAGCUUCCAAGAGGGUUCAUUUUGACGAAUAAUAAAAAGGAUAAACUGCGCGUCGCGGGCUGUUCUGUCAUAUUGAACCAUGGUGUCCACAGUUUUUGCUGUGACACUGUCUGUCACACUGCUGCACCUGGCCUCAGGUGCAUCUUUAGGGACAUCAGAUCCUGAAGCUCCUCCCACCGUGACUUCUAGUCCCCGCCCCCUGGGAGAUCUCAUCCAUGCUGCACUUCUGAGCAAGGAGUACCUGGGACACACUCCUGGCAGCAGAGGUACAACUACUAACCCGACCCAGGCCGUCCCGUCUAUUAAAGAAUCAGAGCCUGCCUCCACAGUGAUGUCACCAGGAAUACUCACCACUGCAGUGACAUCAUCGGCUGUGCCUCAAGCAGGCCAAUUAGGCUUUGGGGGAGCCGUGACAUCACUGCCAGCUGAAGAAGAGACCACAACCACUCUAAUCACUACAACAACUAUAACAACAGUGCACACACCAGUUCAGUGCAAUGCCAGUCUGUCAGGAAUGGAGGGAAUAAUCGAGUCUCCUGAUCCGCUCUCAUCCUCGUCUGCCUUUUCCCCACUGGAGUGCACCUACAGCAUCACCGUCUAUCCUGGAUAUGGCGUUGAGAUACAGGUGAAGAAAGUAAACUUGUCCAAAGAGGAGUCCCUCACCAUUUCGGAUCUGGGUGGUGCAGCACUUGAGGUUUUGGCCAAUGAGACGCUGAUGAGCGAAGGUCAGGUGAUUCGUAGCACAACCAAUCAAGUGCAGAUCCAUUAUAAGAGCCUGAAGCAAAACAAUCAUGGCGUUUUCAGCUUUCACUAUCAAGCCUUCCUCCUGUCCUGUUCGUUCCCUCUCUCCCCUGAGGGCGGCGGAGUGACUGUAACUGAUAUACAUCCUGGCGGUCAGGCUCACUUUCAUUGUGAUCCAGGGUUUGAGGUCAGAGGUCAUGAGGUUGCAACCUGUUUAAACUCUACCCGACCCAAAUGGAGCACUCCAGAGCCCCAGUGUGUUGCGGUGUCGUGUGGAGGAUGGAUCAGGAAUGCUACAGUUGGUCGCAUCCUUUCUCCAACCCUCCCCUCUGCAAGUAACCAUAGCAGCGGAAGCAACCUGAGCUGCCAUUGGCUGCUGGAAGCCAAGGAAGGCCAUAGGCUCCACCUCCACUUUGAAAGGGUGGCUCUUGAUGAAGACAAUGAUAAGCUGAUUGUACGCAGUGGGAAUAGCACGACAGCACCGCUCCUCUUCGACUCGGAUCUGGAUGAUGUUCCGGAACGGGGCUUUGUGAGUGAAGGAUCGUCUCUCUUUGUGGAGCUCACGGCAGAUUCCUCCUCCAUCCCACUGCUGCUGGCACUCCGCUAUGAAGCCUUUGAUGGUGAACACUGUUAUGAACCUUACCUGCCUCAUGGGAACUUCAGCAGCAGUGACAUCACCUUCCCACUGGGAACUGUGGUAUCGUUUUCAUGUGCUGCUGGAUUUGUGAUGGAGCAGGGCUCAGGAGUUAUGGAGUGUUUGGAUCCCAAUGACCCUCACUGGAACGAAACUGAACCGGUCUGCAGAGCUCUGUGUGGCGGUGAGCUCACAGAUCCAGUGGGAACAGUGUUGUCUCCCGACUGGCCACAGAGCUACUCUAAAGGGCAGGACUGUGUGUGGCAAAUACACGUCAGCGAGGACAAGCGCAUCGAGCUGGAUGUGCAAAUUUUGAACAUACGCCACAAUGACGUUCUCACUCUGUUUGAUGGCCAUGAUCUGAUGUCGCACGUGAUUGGUCAGUACAUGGGCUCGAGAGAAAGGUUCAGGGUUGUAUCGGGAGGUUCGGAGGUCACCAUUCAGUUUCAGAGCGAUCCCGAUGACUCCACGUUUAUACUGAGCCAAGGCUUUCUCAUCCACUACAGAGAAGUGGAGCCGAAUGACACGUGUUCUGCUCUUCCACAAAUUGAGUUCGGCUGGAGCAGCUCCUCCCACCCGUCUCUGGUCAGAGGAAGUGUGUUGACCUAUCAGUGUCAGCCGGGUUAUGAUAUCGUCGGCUCUGACAUCAUUACCUGCCAAUGGGACCUCACUUGGAGUAACAGCCCGCCCACCUGUGUGAAAAUCCAGCAGUGUCCUGACCCAGGAGAAGUGGUCAAUGGAGCUCGCUCUGUACAUCCCGAGUCUGGUUUCGCUGUUGGAACGGUGGUACGCUUCACAUGUAACCAGGGCUAUCAGCUGGAGGGCCCGAGUCAGAUAUCCUGCCAUGGCAGAGACACCGGAAUGCCCAAGUGGAGCGACCGCAGCCCGAAGUGUGUCUUAAAAUAUGAUCCAUGCCCAAACCCGGGUGUGCCAGACAACGGCUACCAGACUCUGUACAAGCACAGUUACCAGGCCGGCGAGACACUGCGCUUCUUCUGCUAUGAGGGCUACGAGCUCAUUGGGGAAGUGAUCAUCAACUGUGUCCCAGGACACCCAUCUCAGUGGAACAGCCCACCGCCCUUCUGUAAAGUGGCCUAUGAAGGACUUCUGGAUGAUCAUAAAUUGGAGGUUUCUCAGUCAUUAGACGCCUCCCAUCAGAUGCUGAGUGAGAACAUUGCAUUGGCUAUCAUCCUGCCAAUCAUUCUGGUCAUCCUCCUGAUUGGAGGAAUCUACAUGUACUACACCAAUGUGUGUAGGUGGCAGUGGAAGCCGAUGUUCUGGAAGUCUCUCUCUCACACCCACUCCUACAGCCCCAUUACAGUGGAGUCUGACUUCAACAACCCUCUCUAUGAGGCAGGGGACACACGAGAGUAUGAGGUGUCCAUCUGAAGCGGCAGUCCACAAGCAAAUCCAAAUUGUGGUUUGAAUGGAAAGGAGAAGAAACAGAAGAAAUACAGUUAUUUUUCUCUCUCUUUCUCUCUCUCUGCAAGACUUUCAUUUGUUUUCUUCAUCGCAACACACAAUUCCUACUCGGUCUCUCUUCUCCCUCUCAGCCGGCAACUUUAACAAGUGUGUUUGCUUGUGCGCUUAUGCAGGUGCCUGUAGUAUGUCAGUGUGUGUUUACAUGUGUGUGUAUGUCUGUUAUUGACUGUAAAUGUACACCAGAGUAAGGAAAUACUGGAAGUGACAACAAAAAAGGUUGCAAGUACACAUUGUAAGUAUGAGCUUCACAGUCGGGCAUGUUUUGUAACAAGGUUUGGUGCCUUAUGGACUGAAAAA
Danio rerio (zebrafish) is the source of this 3505-nucleotide messenger RNA. The record is from RefSeq and is a predicted model, not a curated record. Lineage: Eukaryota; Metazoa; Chordata; Actinopteri; Cypriniformes; Danionidae.